GCACAGCCACUGACCGGAAGGGCCUGGCUGGGGUCCUCGCCUGCCAUGUACUGCACGCGCACGGUGAGGUUGCGCACAGAGCCCUGACGGCUGCUGAAGUUGAGGCUCCUAUACCUCAGACCCUUAGCCAUGCCCGUGAUCACUCUGUGUUUGCUGUGGGCCCUGGCAAUGGUGGCCCAGCUUGUCUCAGCAGCCCCAGUGAGCAGCCCGAAGCCAGCACAGCAUGAAGAGCUGACCGUGCUCUUCCACGGGACCCUCCAGCUGGGCCAGGCCCUCAAUGGCGUGUACAGGACUACAGAGGCACGGCUGAUGGAGGCCGGGCACAGCCUGGGCCUCUAUGGCCAUGCACUGGGACUUCUAGGGCAGGAGGUCAGCCAGGGACGGGAUGCAGCCCAGGAACUUCAAGCAAGACUGUUGGAGAUGCAGACGGAGGAGAAUGCUCUGCAGCUACAGGCAGAGGCCACAGCCCAGGCGCUGGGGGAGGCGGCCCAGGCACAGCAGGAGCUGUGGGACAGCGUGCGGUGGCUAGAAGUCCAGCUGAAGGGUGUCCGGCUGGGCCAUGCCCGCCACAAAUUUGAGGCCUUAAAGGCUCACGCUGACAAACAGAGCCACAUAGUGUGGGCCCUCACAGGCCACGUGCAGCGACAGAGGCAGUUGAUAGCAGCACAGAAGCACCAGCUACGACAGAUCCAGGCGAGGCUCCACACAGCGGCUCUCCCAGCCUGA
Molecule: messenger RNA, 726 nt
Organism: Cynocephalus volans (Philippine flying lemur)
Lineage: Eukaryota; Metazoa; Chordata; Mammalia; Dermoptera; Cynocephalidae
Gene: ANGPTL8
Product: angiopoietin like 8
Exons: 6
Coding region: 130-726 (198 amino acids)
Biological process (GO): triglyceride homeostasis; regulation of lipid metabolic process
Cellular component (GO): extracellular region
Source: RefSeq, a predicted model, not a curated record